AUGCCCUACAUUGGAGCUUCCAACAUAUCAGAGCAUUCCUUUGUUAAUUUGAAGGAAAAGCACGCGAUCACACAUAAAGGUGCUGUUAACUCUGCAACGUCUUUGCAAACACCCCCAAGCCCGGAUCAGGAGAACCAGGUCGAUAACGAAUUAGGAGACUACGACACUUCUUUGAGUGAUGUUUCCACUCCGAAUAAAAAUGAAGAAGACGGGUUUGACCGAAGCAUAAAGGACACGUUGGCCAGGUUUGGUAAGACCAAAUCACCGCCUGCUCUUGAUUUUGAACAACCGAGACUUCUGUCAACAGUGUCUUCAUCUGCGGACUCCACGGCGUCUUCACCGUUAACUGAUGAAGACAUAAAAGAACUAGAGUUUCUUCCGAAUGAAUCUACUCAUUCCUACUCCUACAAUCCUCUCUCGCCAAACUCUCUAGCGGUCAGAUUAAGGAUUUUGAAAAGAUCUCUAGAAAUCAUAAUACAGAACCCAAGUAUGCUGUUGGAACCCACUCCGGACGAGUUGCCUCCUUUGAAGGAUUUUCCCGGUCGUAGAAGAAGUAUGCCAAGGGCAUCCGCUUCCGCGAACAAUCUGAUGAAUAGAAACAAGAGCCAAAUCUGGAACACGACUUCCGCCACUUUAAACGCAUUUGUAAAUAAUACCUCUUCUUCUUCGGCAGUAUCAUCUGCUUCGUCUGACAAACAGCAGGGCACCCCAGUUUUCCCUAAUUUAGACCCAACUCAUUCCCAGACAUUCCAUAGAGCUAACUCUUUAGCUUAUUUGCCUUCCAUUUUACCCAAGCAAGACCCGCUGCUUAGACAUAGCAGCUCAUUAUUCCGUGGCAACUAUGGAAACAGCAUAAGCUCUGAAAGGCCGAAUUUUAGACAACCGUUUACAGACCAAACCAACACCAACCACACUAGCAGCUUGUUGAAUGAGAAAUCUUAUCCAGAAGAAGAAACAUUUCCGUCCCAUCACAAACCUUCUAUAGAUUCACUAAAUGAGCAAAGGGCGAACUUGAAGAGCCUUUUGGAUUUACUCAACGAAACGCUGGAAAAGAACACUUCCGAGAGAGCUUCCGAUCUGCACAUGAUAUCACUGUUCAAUCUGAACAAACUAAUGCUUGGAGACCCCAAGAAGAAUAAUUCCGAAUCCGAUAAAAGGACAGACAACUUGAAAAGAACCUUGCUAGAUAGUCUGGCAGAACCAUUUUUUGAACACUAUAAUUUUAUGGAAGGCAAUUCAACCGAAGAUUCAGAUGAAUUGAAGGAGGAAAUCGAUGAAUUCACAGGUUCCGGAGAUACCACUGCGAUAACGGAUAUGCGGCCCCAACAGGACUAUGGUCGUAUUUUAAGGACUUUCACAUCUACAAAGAAUUCUGCCCCACAGGCGAUUUUUACAUGUAGUCAAGUAGAUCCUUGGCAAUUUAGAGCCGCGAAUGAUCUAGCAUGUUUAGUAUUUGGUAUUUCGCAAAAUGCCAUUCGCGCGUUAACCCUAAUGGAUUUGAUUCAUACAGAUAGUAGAAAUUUUGUCUUACACAAGCUAUUGACCACCGAAGGCCAAGAAAUGGUCUUCACGGGUGAAAUUAUUGGUAUCGUUCAACCAGAAACAUCGAGCUUAUCUAAAACAGUAUGGGCAUCGUUUUGGGCGAAAAGAAAGAACGACUUAUUAGUUUGCGUUUUUGAAAAGGUCCCUUGUGACUAUGUCGAUGUGCUUCUAAAUCUGGAUGAUUUUGGUGUGGAAAAUAUUGUAGACAAAUGUGAGUUACUAUCAGAUGGACAUUUAUUGUCCCCUUCCUCCUCUACAACACCUUCGUCUGCCUCGCUAUCCAAGAUGGCCUCAUCUCCAAUUGCUAAUAAACUUGAAUAUUCCUUGGAGAGACAGGUUCUUGAAAACAGCUCUUUGAAGCCUAAUCUAGCCAGUCGCAAUGAAACUCAACUUGGUGACUCACGGUCAACAAAGAAAAGUGUAAAGUUCGCUAAUGAUAUUCAAGACGUUAAGAAUAUAAGUCAGUCAUUAGCCAAAUUGAUCGAGGACGUAAGGAGUGGCGUGGUAUUUGAUCGUGAUGAUGACCUCUUGCCUAUGCCCAUUAGAGUUUCCAGUCAUAUUAACGAAACAAGAUAUUUUACUUUAAACCAUUUGUCUUAUAAUAUUCCGUGUGCGGUCUCCUCUACUAUCCUGGAAAAUGAGCUAAAACUGAAGAUUCACAGCUUACCUUACCAAGCUGGUUUGUUCAUUGUGGAUUCUCAUACUUUAGAUCUGAUCAGUUCUAAUAAAUCCAUUAUGAAAAAUAUGUUUGGUUAUCACUUUGCAGAGUUGGUCGGAAAAUCCAUUACUGAAAUCAUCCCAUCAUUCCCAAAAAUUUUACAAUUCAUCAAUGACAAGUAUCCUGCAUUGGAUAUCACGCUUCACAAAAACAAAGGUUUGGUAUUAACGGAACAUUUUUUCAGGAAAAUCCAGGCAGAGAUGAUGGGUGAUCGUAAACGCUUUUACACCUCGGUAGGUAUCGAUGGGCUUCAUAGAGAUGGUUGUGAAAUCAAAAUUGAUUUCCAGCUACGUGUCAUGAAUUCUAAAGUAACUUUACUUUGGGUGACACAUUCCAGGGAUGUCGUAUUUGAAGAGUACAAUACGAACCCAUCACAACUGAAGAUGCUAAAGGAGAGUGAACUAAGUUUGAUGAGCAGUGCGAGUAGUUCUGCCAGUUCCUCCAAAAAAUCCUCAUCUAGAAUAUCUACGGGAACGCUAAAGGAUUUGAGCAAUAUGUCAACCUAUGAGGAUUUGGACCACCGAACUAAUAAACUGAAAUACGAAAUUGGGGGCGACUCCGCAAACCAAUCUGAAUCCACUUUAUCGGAACUGGAUAAAGGACCCUUGGAUGAGGACAAGGACAGCAGUUCAAUAAUUGUUGGUGAUCCUGAGAUUGAACACAAAUUAGAACUGGCCAAAAUUUACUCAAGAGAUAAAUCACAAUUUGUGAAAGAGGGAAAUUUCAAAGUCGAUGAACUUUUGAUAAUAAGUAAAAUUUCACUAUCCCCAAGUGUAGAAUCCUUAACAGCUGAGACAGAUUCUAAAGGUUCUGUAAAAGGACUAUUGCCGCUCAAGGAGAACACGUUGGUUGAGAAAAAUGCCACUGCAAACAGUAUCGGAGAAUUAGGUACAGAUGAAGACGGUAUCAUAAUGACUAGGAAAAAAUCAGAACUGCCUAUAAGUGUAUUUUUGCAUACCCCUGAGAAGAAUAUUGGUGCUGAAAAGCAUGUCAAGAAAUUUACAGAUUUCGUAAGUUUGCAGAAAAUGGGUGAAGGUGCGUACGGUAAGGUCGAUCUGUGCAUCCAUAAGAAAGAAAGGUAUAUUGUGGUGAUUAAAAUGAUUUUCAAAGAAAGAAUUCUUGUCGAUACAUGGGUCAGAGACAGGAAGUUAGGUACUAUACCUUCUGAGAUCCAGAUCAUGGCCACGUUGAAUAAAAACCCGCACGAGAAUAUUUUGCGGUUACUGGAUUUCUUUGAAGACGAUGAUUAUUAUUAUAUCGAAACGCCCGUGCAUGGUGAAACAGGAUGCAUAGAUCUUUUCGAUCUGAUUGAGUUCAAAACAAACAUGACAGAAUGCGAAGCCAAGCUAAUAGUCAAGCAAGUUGUGGCGGGGAUAAAGCACUUGCACGACCAAGGCAUUGUUCAUAGAGAUAUCAAGGACGAAAACGUGAUUGUGGACUCUAAAGGCUUCGUCAAGAUUAUCGAUUUCGGGUCUGCUGCAUAUGUCAAGAGUGGGCCGUUUGAUGUGUUUGUGGGUACUAUAGAUUAUGCUGCACCUGAAGUCCUGGGGGGGAACCCCUACGAGGGCAAGCCACAGGAUAUUUGGGCUAUCGGCAUUCUAUUGUAUACCGUGGUCUUCAAAGAAAACCCCUUCUAUAACAUAGAUGAAAUACUGGAAGGUGACUUGAAAUUUAAUAACACGGAGGAAGUCAGUGAAGAUUGUAUUGAAUUGAUCAAGAGCAUUUUGAAUCGUUGUGUACCGAAGAGGCCCACCAUUGACGAUAUUAACAAUGGUAAGUGGCUGGUGAUUUAA
Molecule: messenger RNA, 4053 nt
Organism: Saccharomyces eubayanus
Lineage: Eukaryota; Fungi; Ascomycota; Saccharomycetes; Saccharomycetales; Saccharomycetaceae
Gene: PSK1
Product: serine/threonine protein kinase PSK1
Exons: 1
Coding region: 1-4053 (1350 amino acids)
Biological process (GO): protein phosphorylation; intracellular signal transduction; negative regulation of glycogen biosynthetic process
Cellular component (GO): nucleus; cytoplasm; cytosol
Molecular function (GO): ATP binding; protein serine/threonine kinase activity
Source: RefSeq, a predicted model, not a curated record